Messenger RNA from Caenorhabditis remanei, 492 nucleotides. RefSeq lists its product as uncharacterized. The record is from RefSeq and is a predicted model, not a curated record. NCBI's taxonomy places the organism in Eukaryota, Metazoa, Nematoda, Chromadorea, Rhabditida, Rhabditidae. The transcript has 5 exons. The coding region runs from base 1 to 492 and encodes 163 amino acids.
AUGGAGUUUCCAGGAAUCCCAGCAGAGUUUAAAGAUUUGAAAGUGUCACCGAAUCCGUUCGAUCUAAAUUCCAAAGAGCUCACGUUGAAGAACUUUUCGAAAAUUGCGAUUUUGUUUAAAGUAAAAUGCACCAGCAACAAGAGAAUCAAAAUCGAGGGUUGCGCUGACAUUUUGAGGCCUGGCAAUGAGACUACGGUUCCAAUAAAAAAACAGGUGGAUAAUGUCGAUGGAGAUGCUCUAUACGUGACUUAUACACUAGUUGGGCGACAGUGGCAUGAUGAGAGAAUGUCCGCGUUCAAAUGUUGGGAACGUGCGAAGAAGCAAGCUGUUCGGACGAAUUGUCUCACAAUUCCAAUCAGAAAAAACAGCAAAACACGUGAGGAGAAAGGGAAGAAUAAGGAUGAGAAGGAGAGGGAUAAGGAUAGAUCAAAAGACAAAAGGAAAGAGAAGACCAAGGAGAAGACGAAGGACACCACGAAGAGCGAGGAUUAG